CACAAUUAAAAUGAAAUUUCAAUAUCACGCCUCAACCACACAGCACAGACACUCGAUGGAAACAGAAGCGGAACUACCUCAAGAUCCCCAAAACAACUCUCAACACGAUUCAAGGAAGCCGAACCACAGCAGUCUCUCAUUCCGCAUAUGGCCACCCACCCAACGCACGCGUGACGCCGUGAUUGCGCGCCUCAUAGAGACGCUCACUACUCCCUCAUUGCUCUCCAAGCGAUACGGCUCCCUCCCCACAGACGAGGCUGACUCUACCGCUCGCUCCAUCGAGAACGAGGCAUUUUCCUCUGCUGAUGCCCAGGCCGCUGCUUCUGCUGAGAUUGAUGGAAUCGAGGUUCUCCAGGUCUAUUCCAAGGAGAUCAGCAAACGGAUAUUGGACUCUGUGAAGUCACGCGCUAGUACUGCCGGUACUGUCUCUACUACUGCUUUGGACGACAGUCCGGGAGCCGCUGGAGAGGCGAGCGAGGAGGCUGUCUCGUCUGUUGAAACGGAGGCUUGAUUUUUCUCCAAAGCUUUCUAUUAUUAGCUCAUGGCCAGAUCUUUUCUGCCAAAGCAACACUUUGACGACCAACUUACCUGUUUGUGAGAUUUGUCUUUCAGUUUAUAUUCUUAUAUCUUAAAAUUUUGUUCUUGAAGAAACCAUUGCAACUGUUUACUGUUCCAAGUUGCCUAGAGCACCUCAACAGGAAUGAUUUUGGAUGCUCAGUUUUCUCUUUUAUUCUGUUAUUUCUUGUUAUGAUCACCAUUAAUUGGAGUGCACAUACAUAUAUGUAUAUGUGUGUGUGUGUAUCACCCUCUCUUGCUACUGCAGUGUUUAAAUCCCAUCAGAGAUCUUGCUGCUUUGGUA
Molecule: messenger RNA, 859 nt
Organism: Mangifera indica (mango)
Lineage: Eukaryota; Viridiplantae; Streptophyta; Magnoliopsida; Sapindales; Anacardiaceae
Product: MFP1 attachment factor 1-like
Exons: 2
Coding region: 11-511 (166 amino acids)
Biological process (GO): lateral root development; mitotic cell cycle
Source: RefSeq, a predicted model, not a curated record